Ilex paraguariensis (yerba mate) is the source of this 638-nucleotide messenger RNA. The record is from the annotation of a GenBank genome assembly. NCBI's taxonomy places the organism in Eukaryota, Viridiplantae, Streptophyta, Magnoliopsida, Aquifoliales, Aquifoliaceae.
AUGGACUCUGGCCCCGAAGAUCAUCAAGCUCAGCCUUUGUAUCCAAUUUCAAAUGAGGAUUACAAUGCUGCUGAGAUUCUUCUGAUGCUUGAGGACUCAAACCCAUUAGAAGCUGCAACGAAAAGUCUCCAUAGCCUCACAUAUGAAGCUCUGAGGCUAGCCAGAGAGCAAGAAGAUGGAUUGCAGGCAGAACUAGAAGAUCCACUUGUUGAGCCAGAGUUUUCCAACCAUGUGCAUGGCGCUGGAGAAAGUCUGCCGCCGCCCGAAAUAAACCUUAUACUGAAUGCCAUGAAGCCUGGCCCAGAAGAUUAUCAAGCUCAACCUUCGGAUCCAAUUUCAAAUGAGGAUUACAAUGCUGUUGAGAUUCUUCUAAUGCUUGAGGACUCAAAUCCAUUAGAAGUAGCAUCGCAAAGUCUCCAUAGCCUCACAGAUGAAGCUCUGAGGCCUGCCUCAGAGUAAGAAGAUCGAGUGCAUGCAGAACUAGAAGCUUCAAGUCAGCAAUUCAACCCUAUAAAGUGUUGUGGCCAACCACCAAACGGUACACCCAAAAUUGAAAGCAACCAAGAACAGGACACAAAAGAUGGUCCCAGCAAAACAUAUGAAUUACCAGAAGGAUGGGUGAUGGACUGUAUAGUGGC